Molecule: messenger RNA, 5355 nt
Organism: Acanthopagrus latus (yellowfin seabream)
Lineage: Eukaryota; Metazoa; Chordata; Actinopteri; Spariformes; Sparidae
Exons: 11
Coding region: 2053-3390 (445 amino acids)
Source: RefSeq, a predicted model, not a curated record
CGCCAGCACCCACCAUCCCAGCCAGCCUCGCCAGCCCCCACCAACCUCGCCAGCCCCCGCAUGCCUGUGACCUGUGCCCCUCAGGCAGCUAGGUCACCAGAGGAUCGACCUAUCCCCAAUGCACUCAAGCAUAUAUGGAGGUGCAAGGCGGAGGUUCUGUGGGCCAAGGUGGGGCCUUAUCAGCUAUACACAGCUGACUUUAUAAGCCUGGCACCUGGUAGGAAAUUGGUGUGUGAGAUAAUCAAUGGUUACCUCACACAACACAGUCAGUCGAAGAUGAGGGUCAUCAACUCAUAUGAGAUGACAUCCAUCUUGAACAGAACAUAAAGGGGGAUGAGAAUGCUUGACGUGUUGGACUGGCAUGUACUGAUUGGGGUCGUCUGCAAGGAUCAUCAUUGGACUUUAGUCAGACGGUCCCUCUUUAUUGACCCAUUUGGAGCCACCGAACAUCAGAUAAAACAGUGCAGGGAUUCAACAAGGGCCUUCAUUUGGGAAAAAAAAUGUAAAUAUCUCUCGCUGGACCUGCAACACAAUCACGCAUCCCCGCCAGCAGGAUUCCACGUCAUGUGGAGUAAUAAUUUGCAAAAUAGCAGAGCUUCUGCUGAAAGGGGAGCCUAUCAUUUUCCCAGUUAAUGAAAUGGGAAUCGACCGAAUAAGAAGGGAAAUGGCCCAUGCCCUACUGGACCACUCUGACAACAUGGCGGAUUUGUGCCGAUUCUGUGGCAAGAGCAACAUGAGAGAAGGGGGCCCUUCAGAGACACCUAUGGAAAACUGGACUGAAUGUGAUGCCUGUCACAUGUGGUUUCACAUGGUUUGUGUCAGGGACCCAAGCUUGCAGCAGGAGUGCCUGUGCCUUGGCUGCAAGUAAAGCUCCACCAACUCCACCCUCUUUGCUGCCCUACAUAGGCUGGCCAGCUAGUACCACCAUGGAUAAGAGAACUACUGUCAGCGACAUCACGACUGUUCUGUUCUUUUUUUAAUUGAAUCGUAAAAACACAAAGGAAUGUGUUAAAAAUAAAUGUUUUGAACGGCUGCUUAUUUGUGUUCUGAGCCAUCACAGUACAGACACGGUGAACAGACACUGCGGUCACAAGUUGAUCUGGCCUGCUUCUGCAGCCAAGGGGCAGCUGUGUGUCUGCUGUAAAGAGUGAAAUAGUUGAUAUAGCGGGAGUCCACUGUGGUUCUGUUGGCUUGUUGAGUUACGGACAGGGUUGGAGUUUUUUUUUCCCUCACUGAGUACGAGUUCGAGUCUCGUACUGUAUUUAUUUAUCUAUUUUCAUUUUUCAUUUCAAAGGGUUCCAUAGUUCGCCUAUGUGAUGCAUGUUUAUUCAAUCAAACAGCAAAGAUGAGUCACUGCAUUUUAUUAAUAUUUAUUAGAGAUACACAUUCAAAGGAAGAGCAGCUCUCCCUUUUCCUGUUUACAGCGACUUCCGUAACAACCAGCAACAAAACAACGACUGACAGUCAGCCACACACUUACUCAAACAGGAGGCCGAACACAUAUCAGGUAUGUUUUGUACAGAGAAAACCUGAACAAAAAGGCUUAACCGAGAACAGCUACGUCUUCUCUUCCCGUUUUCAACAUCUGGUGUAGCUAUGGCGACCAGACACAUUCGGCUCACGGUCGCCAGUUAACAUAGCCCCGCGUUAAUCCGAAACACCGGAGAGGGAAAUCCACAAGCCCCGUCCGAGGAGGAGGAAAAUACCGCGUUAAAUCCACAAGCUUCAGACGAGGAAAAUCGUCAAACUGCGGAUGUUCCGGCAUCCCGAGAUCCCGAACCGCUGACGGAGGAACGCGAAGAGGGAGUUGGAGAGUUUGAACCUCGGUCAGAAUCGUCUCCUCAACACAGGCGUCGUGUCUGGAGAGCCGGAGCAAAGGCGUCAUGGAGAUGGCUGGUGAACAAACGAUUAAGAAGGAAGCUGGCCAGAGCAUCUAACUGCGUUCACAAUCAGUUCAUCCUUCAAAAAAUCCUUGGUACACAGAUUGCAGCGAACCGGACCUAUGUUAAGAUAGCUGAAAUCAUAAACUCAUAAACUUUAGGGGGUUAAAAUAUGUCUGAUCCACACUGUAUUCCAGAUGCACUGCUUGAAGCUAUAGAUGAAUUAAAUAGAGACUCUGACUGUGGACAACAACCGACUGACCCUAACCUGAACCCUGACUUACUUCAAAUGAUAGAAAACAGUCUCCACCACAUUCAUCAAAACCAUCAUACUGUACAGAAUGAGUUUUCUCAGCUGCAGCAACAGCAGCACGGCGGGUCUCUGGUAGAGCCAGCUUCUCCCAAUCAGAACGAGUCAGCUUCUCAAAAUCAGAAUGAAACUGUGCUGCAACGCGGGCAUUUUAACAAUCUGGAUAUAAGACGUGUCUUUAACAUUCCUCCUCUCGGAGAAGUACCUGAUCUUGCUCAAUUUUAUUUAGACGUGCGCAACUUUGCGGAUUUAGCGGAGAGAGUCAGACCCAAGGUUAGACGUAACAACGUCGUACAGAUUGAGAUAAUAGCUGAAAAUGCGCGAGAUCACAUCAUUGUUAGAUAUGACGAGCAGGAGGAUAACAUCGUGACGGCUUUUGAGGGGGUGUUAGCGAGGUUAAUACAAUCUAACGCACAGAUCAACGAAGGCUCCCCUUUAGAAUUUGUCAUUCAAGUGAUCCGAAACCCUCGAGGCGGUGGUAGACAAAAGCAGUAUAAACCGUUAGAUAAUGAAAUCAUCGACCUGAAACAACCGCGCCUGUGCGUGGUAGAAAACAAAAACAACAACCUCUGCUUCGCUGUCAACUUGGCUCAUCUCACCCAUCCUCAUUUCACCGAUAACCAAGCCCUGGAGCGCAGUAAAGAGUUGCAACGGUUGGCGGGUCUGGGCGAUCAAACGGAAGUAACCCUGAGCGACGUUGGCAAAUUUGAACAGAUACUGAAUCGCAAAAUUGUGGUAUAUUACCGACAGUCGGAGAACCGGACUCUUUCACUGCUUGAAACAGAUUUUCCCAAUACGUCUCACCCGUUGUAUCUUUUCUUGUUUCAAAACCACUACUACGGUGUAAAAAAUCUGAAAGCUCUUUCAGGAGUCAGACACGUCUGCCAUCACUGCCACAGGGGUUACAAGUCCCGAGAGAAACAUGCCUGUCCUAAUCACUGCAAUCUCUGCCUGGAGCCUGACUGCGUUACGCAUUAUUCCGACGCUGUAUUCUGCACAGACUGCAACAGGAGUUGCCGUACACACGCGUGUUUCUGGAAACACAAACAGCCCAGACCUUUCUCUCAUUCCAAUCUCAGCAUCUGCCAACAGAUGUACAAAUGCCCAGACUGUAAACAUCUCGUCUCACGUCACGAGGAACAUAAAUGGCUAAUAGAUGUAGAAUCUGCGGAGCAGAGCGUCCUCCUCACAGCGACAUAAACAGCGACCAGCACCUGUGUUACAUCAGGCGUCUGGAACCUGAAACAGACCACGUUGACGGUAUAUUCUUUUACGAUUUUGAAACAUUUGUGAACCAGGAGGGUGUGCACGUACCUUAUCUGGUGUGUACAAAAUCGCUCGCCGGCGAGGAGUGGCACGCAUACGGUCCAGACUGCGUUCAAAAGUUUGUCCAAAAAUUCAGAAAGAAAAGACAGAGAGGCUACAUUCAUUGCACUCAAUGCCAAGGGAUUUGACAGUUACUUGAUUCUCAGUUACCUGAUGGGAGAGGGUAUGACGCUCUCUAUCAUCAUGCAAGGUAGUAAAAUUAUCAGCUUCACAGAAUCCGAUUUCCGGUUAAGAUUUAUCGACUCCCUGUCUUUCCUCACCAUGCGUCUCAGCGCUAUGCCUAAGGCGUUAGGUUUUGAGGAUAAAUCCAAGGGUCAUUUUCCUCAAAAAUUCAGCUCAGAGAAACGAUUACAGUACGUAGGUCCCUACCCCCCUCCCCCCGAUUAUGGGGUAGAGCGCAUGUCCUCCGCUGAGCAGGAAGAGUUUCACGCUUGGUACAGAGAGGUCUCUCGAGGUGUUUUUAACUUUGAAAAAGAAGCUCUGUGCUACUGUCAAAAUGACAUUGAUAUUCUGAGGGAGGGUUGCUUGACAUUCAGAGAUCAGUUUAUCGACGAAACACGCGUGGACCCCUUCAGCUGCGUUACCAUAGCCUCUGCAUGCAUGAAAGUGUUUCUCACCAAUUUCCUGACCGAUAACACUCUGGCCAUACCUUCACCCGACAACUACAGACGUCACUCCAAAACAUACUCAAACUCCUCCAUCCAAUGGUUGGAGUGGGUAGCGUAUUCUGAAAGAAUCUGUAUUCAACACACUUUAAAAACAGGAGGGGAAAAGAAAAUAGGCCCGUACUUUGUAGGUGGUUAUGCUGAGAGAGAGAGGGUGAGAAAUGGGUCUGGGAGUUCCAGGGUUGUUUUUUUCAUGGGUGCCCGUCGUGCUAUCGGUCUGAUGAAAUCUGUCCUCUGACCAACACUUGUUACGUGGAUCUGCAUGCGGCUAGUGAGUCUAGACUCUAGGAGCUGAGAAACGUUCACAGUGUUCAUACAGUAGUGAUGAGGGAGCAUAAAUGGAACGAGAUGAAAACAUCAAUUGAGCGGGUAAAAAAGUUCUUGGAGAGCUACGUUUCUCCCGAACCGCUGUCCCCUCGUUCGGCCCUGUACGGAGGUCGGACUUCGGCCUUGAGGUUACGGUACAGUACGCCGCCUGGAGAAAGCGUGCAUUAUGUAGACGUCACUUCCCUGUACCCAUAUGUCAACGCCAACUGCUCUUAUCCUUUACAGCACCCUAAAAUCACCUGUGAGGAUUUUAACGAUUCCCGCGAGUAUUUUGGAAUUUGUAUCAGCCGGUCCCAAGAGUUAUGCCUACCAGAUCAGAACCAAGAAAAAAGUCGCCGUAAAAAUGAAAGGUAUAACGCAAACUCGAGAGUGUUGUGAACAGAUCAACUUUGACAGUGUGAGAGGGCUGGUGGAAGGCUACCUCGAUGGUAUGAAGGAGGCGGUGCUUGAGACCCCUCAGCAUGGCAUCAGAAGGGAUAAAAAAAGGAUUUCUGCUGAAAAACUCCUAAUUUCAGAAAAAGAUCCGGGUGGUCUACGAUAAGAGAUGUCUCUUCCUGGACGGGACGACUCUACCGUUUGGUUAUUAGGUAUUUUAUUUUAUUUUUGUAUUUGUUUUUUUUAUUUUCCUGAAAAAUGGAGGAGAUUGAAUAUGACCCUAGACUAAAAGUGUCUUUGUCAUGUCUGAUUGUAGGACCCAGCGGGUCUGGUAAAACUCAUUUUGUAAAAUUUGUACUGGAAAACUGUGAACAUGUGAUGAAUACUGUACCUGAGAAUAUUGUGUGGAUUUAUACUUCUUUUCAGCCCCUGUAUGCCGAAUUGCAGAAAACGAGUAAAAAGAUAAAAUUUG